GUCGACGUAGACGUAGGCGUCGCCGUCGCCGUCGUAAUAUCAGUAUUCGUUGCAGUCGACGUCAAAGUUGCCAUUUCAUUCUUUGCGACCAACGUCAUACGCGAUGCUUUCGUCGUCGACGUAGACGUAGGCGUCGCCGUCGCCGUCGUAAUAUCAGUAUUCGUUGCAGUCGACGUCAAAGUCGCAAUCGAAUACUUUGCGGCCGCCGUCGGUAUCGGCAUCGUCAUGGUCGUACGGGCUGCUUUCGUCGUCGAAGUAGGCGUCGCCGUCGCCGUUGCCGUCGUCAUAUCCGUAGUUCUUACAGUCGACGUCAAAGUUGCCAUUAAAUUAUUGGCAGCCAACGUCGUUAUCGGCAUCUUCAUGGUCAUACGCGCUGCUUUCGUCGUCGACAUAGACGUAGACGUAGGCGUCGCCGUCGCCGUCGUCAUAUUCGUAGUCGUUGCAGUCGACGUCAAAUUUGUAAUACCAUUUUUCGCAGCCGCCGUCGGUAUCAGCAUCCUCAUGGUCAUACAGGCUCCUUUCGUCGUCGACGUAGACAUCGCCGUCAUCGUCGCCGUCGUAAUAUCCGUAUUCGUUGCAAUCGACGUCAAAGUUGCCAUUUCAUUCUUUGCGGCCAACGUCAUACGCGAUGCUUUCGUCGCCAACGUAGACGUCGCCGUCGCCGUCACCGUCGUAAUAUCCGUAUUCGUUGCAGUCGACGUCAAAGUUGCCAUUUCAUUCUUCGCAGCCGCCGUCGUUAUCGGCAUCGUCAUGGUCAGACGCACUGCUUUCGUCGUCGACGUAGACGUAGGCGUCGCCGUCGCCGUCGCCGUCGUCAUAUUCGUAGCCGUUGCAGUCGACGUCAAAGUUUCAAUUGAAUUGUUUGCGACCGUCGUCGGUAUCGACAUCCUCAUGUUCAUAAGCGCUGCUUUCGUCGUCGACGUAGACAUAGGCGUCGCCGUCGUCAUCUCCGGAGUCGUUGCAGUCGACGUCAAAGUUGCCAUUUCAUUCUUCGCAGCCGCCGUCGGUAUCGGCGUCGUCAUGUUUAUACGCUCUGCCUUUGUCGCCAACGUAGACGUCGCCGUCGCCGUCGCCGUCGUAAUAUCCGUAUUCGUUGCAGUUGACGUCGAAUUUGCCAUUUCAUUCUUCGCAGCCGCCGUCGGUAUCAACAUCCUCAUGCUCAUACGGGCUGCUUUCGUCGUCGUGGUAGGCGUCGCCGUCGCCGUUGCCAUCGUCAUAUCCGAAGUCGUUGCAGUCGACAUCAAUUUUGACAUUGAAUUAUUUGCGGCUGCCGUCGGUAUCGGCAUCGUCAUGCUCAUACGCGCUGCUUUCGUCGUCGACGUAGGCGUCACCGUCGCCGUCGCCGUCGAUGUCGUCAUAUCCGAAGUCGUAUUAGUCGACGUAAAAGUUGCUAUUUCUUUCUUCGCGUCCAACGUCAAUAUCGGCAUCGUCAAGGUCAUACGCGUUGCCUUCGUCGUCGACGUAGGCGUCGCCGUCGCCGUUGCCGUUGUCAUAUCCGAAGUCGUUGCAGUCGACAUCAAUUUUGACAUUGAAUUAUUUGCGGCUGCU
Messenger RNA from Protopolystoma xenopodis, 1548 nucleotides. The record is from the annotation of a GenBank genome assembly. NCBI's taxonomy places the organism in Eukaryota, Metazoa, Platyhelminthes, Monogenea, Polystomatidea, Polystomatidae.